Molecule: messenger RNA, 255 nt
Organism: Baudoinia panamericana UAMH 10762
Lineage: Eukaryota; Fungi; Ascomycota; Dothideomycetes; Mycosphaerellales; Teratosphaeriaceae
Exons: 2
Cellular component (GO): nucleosome
Molecular function (GO): protein heterodimerization activity; structural constituent of chromatin; DNA binding
Source: RefSeq, a predicted model, not a curated record
GUGAUAUCCAGGGUCCCGUUUCAGCGUCUGGUCCAGGAGAUAGUGCGAGAUUUCAACGCCGAGGUUCGCUUUCAAGGCUUAGCUGUUGAGGCACUUCAGGGCUUUGCGGAAGAGUUCCUCACUACCUUUCUCGCUAUAGAUGCGAACCUCCUUGCAACCCAUGCGAAUCGCGUCAUGCUUCAGCAGGAAGACGUUCACAUCUUGUACACGAUCAUGAAGAACACGCAAUGUAUCAACCCCAACCUUCUACAAUAA